AUGUUGUCUGUAGCUCUGCUGCUGCUGCUGGCUGCUGGAUCCUGUGUGAAAUGUUACACGUUGACACAGCCAGCGUCUCUGACUGUCCAGCCAGGUCAAACUCUGACCAUCACCUGUCAGGUCUCUUAUUCUGUUACUGGCUCCUCCACAAAUUGGAUCAGACAGCCUGCAGGGAAAGCAAUGGAGUGGAUUGGAUGGGUUCAGGGUAGCAGCACAGGCUACAAAGAUUCACUGAAAAACAAGUUCAGUUUGUCCACAGCCUCUUCCAGCAACACAGUGACUCUAACUGGACAGAAUGUGCAGCCUGAAGACACUGCUGUGUAUUAUUGUGCCAGAGAUCCACAUGCUAUUCAAACUGAACACUGUGACUACUACGGUUACUUUGACUACUGGGGAAAAGGGACAACAGUGACUGUAACAACAGACACACCACAGGCCCCUACUGUGUUUCCUCUGGUACAAUGUGGUUCUGAGACCAGUGACACGCUGACUCUCGGCGUCCUCGCCACCGGCUUCACGCCCGCCUCCCUGACCUUCAGCUGUGCCACUGCCAGCGGGACGAACCUGCCCGACUCUGUUCAGUACCCUGCAGUUCAGAAGGACAGCUACUAUUCAGCGGUCAGCCAGAUCCGAGUGAAGAGAUCAGACUGGGAACAAAAUGUUAGCUGUACCGUGGGCCAUACAACAGGAUCAAAAACCGUCCACAUUGGACCAACACCGCCAAGGGUGAUCUCUCCAAACAUCACACUCUACUCUGUCUGGGAAGGCCAGUUUGGGAGCUCACCAGUCACACUCAUCUGCACCCUGAGUGGCUUCUUUCCAGACCAGCUUACUGUGCAAUGGCAACUGGGAAACGAUACUGUCACUGCUUCACCAGUCGAAAACAAGCUGCAAAGUGUGGAUGGAGGGGAGCAAACCUUCAGUCUGACCAGUCAGAUUAAACUUGAUAUGAUGGAGUGGGCAAAAGGCUCAGAUGUCACAUGCAAGUCCCAACACGCCAAAAAUGAAUUCAAAAGAUCCAUCAAUAUUUGUUCAAUUCAUUCGUCCUCACCUCCCUCCAUUCAUCUGGAGAUCCCGAGAUUCAAGACAGUGAUAGCAGAGUCUGUGGUCACUGCCACAUGUUUGGUCCAUACUGACUUGGAUGCCAAAGUGACCUGGCUGCUAAAUGAUCAAGUCCUUUCCAAUAAACCAACGAAACAAGACAGAAACACAACUCAUAUCAUCAGUAAUCUGACGGUUCCCUCAGCUGACUGGAAAAACCUCAAUAAAGUCCAAUGUAGAGCUGAACAUCGCUGCUUCACACUCACUGAAAACACCAUCAUUCUUACAGGGCCUGCAGCUGCAGCUCCAUCAGUGCUGAUCAGGAGACCUCUGUCAGAUUUGCUCAAGAGAAACAGUGCUGUGCUGGAGUGUGACGUCACACAACUCUCCUCCAGUGACCUCUACAUCACAUUUCAGGCCAAUGGCACUGACAUCUCUGGGAAACUGUAUGUUGAAUUUCAUAAAGCCCCAGGCCCCCACUCAGUCACAAAAAGUUUCCCUGUCCCUUCAAAUUACCAAAAAAAAGACACAACAUUCACCUGCAAAGUGAACCAAGGUUUCUCCAAGCAAUGGGAGUCAAACUCCACUGGAAAUAUUUUUGGUGACCCAUCAGUGGAGCUCCUUUUAGCCCCAAGUGAAGAGUCGGGACCACAGAAACUCAUGUGUUCUGGACGGGGCUUCAACCCUCAAAUCAAAUGGCUUUUUGGGUCUCAGCACAGACCCGCAGCCUCUCAGGACAUCAAGAUGGGUGCAGAUGGAUGUGUGGAAGUAACCAGUUAUCUCCUUUUCCCUCAAACAGAGUGGAAAUCAGGGGAGAACAUCAUUUGUGAAGUGUCCGACCAGUCUGGAGGCAGUACAGUCAAGAAGAGCAUCAGCCUUUGUUCAGUUCAUUCGUCCUCGCCUCCCUCCAUUCAUCUGGAGAUCCCCAGCUUCAAGACAGUCAUGAUGGCACAGUCUGUGGUCACUGCCACAUGUUUGGUCCAUACUGACUUGGAUGCCAAAGUGACCUGGCUGCUAAAUGAUCACGUCCUUUCCAAUCCUCGAGUCAAUCAGGACAGAAACACAACUCAUAUCAUCAGUAAUCUGACGGUUCCCUCAACUGACUGGAAAAACCUCAAUAAAGUCCAAUGUAGAGCUGAACAUCGCUGCUUCACACUCACUGAAAACACCAUCAUUCUUACAGGGCCUGCAGCUGCAGCUCCAUCCGUGCUGAUCAGGAGAUCUCUGUCAGAUUUGCUCAAGAGAAACAGUGCAGUGCUGGAGUGUGACGUCACACAACUCUCCUCCAGUGACCUCUACAUCACAUUUCAGGCCAAUGGCACUGACAUCUCUGAGAAACUGUAUGUUGAAUUUCAUAAAGCCCCAGGCCCCCACUCAGUCACAAAAAGUUUCCCUGUCCCUUCAAAUUACCAAAAAAAAGACACAACAUUCACCUGCAAAGUGAACCAAGGUUUCUCCAAGCAAUGGGAGUCAAACUCCACUGGGAAUAUUUUUGGUAACCCAUCAGUGGAGCUCCUUUUAGCCCCAAGUGAAGAGUCAGGGCCACAGAAACUCUUAUGCUCUGGACGGGGCUUCAACCCUCAAAUCAAAUGGCUUUCUGGGUCUCAGCACAGACCUGCAGCCUCUCAGGACAUCAGGAUGGGUGCAGAUGGACGUGUGGAAGUAACCAGUUAUCUCCUUUUCCCUCAAACAGAGUGGAAAUCAGGGGAGAACAUCAUUUGUGAAGUGUCUGACCAGUCUGGAGGCAGUACAGUCAAGAAGAGCAUCAGCCUUUGUUCAGUUCAUUCAUCCUCGCCUCCCUCCAUUCAUCUGGAGAUCCCCAGCUUCAAGACAGUCAUGAUGGCACAGUCUGUGGUCACUGCCACAUGUUUGGUCCAUACUGACUUGGAUGCCAAAGUGACCUGGCUGCUAAAUGAUCACGUCCUUUCCAAUCCUCAAGUCAAUCAGGACAGAAACACAACUCAUAUCAUCAGUAAUCUGAUGGUUCCCUCAACUGACUGGAAAAACCUCAAUAAAGUCCAAUGUAGAGCUAAACAUCACUGCUUAACACCUGCUGAAAACACCAUCAUUCUUACAGGGCCUGCAGCUGCAGCUCCAUCAGUGCUGAUCAGGAGAUCUCUGUCAGAUUUGCUCAAGAGAAACAGUGCUGUGCUGGAGUGUGACGUCACACAACUCUCCUCCAGUGACCUCUACAUCACAUUUCAGGCCAAUGGCACUGACAUCUCUGGGAAACUGUAUGUUGAAUUUCCUAAAGCCCCAGGCCUCCACUCAGUCACAAAAGGUUUCCCUGUCCCUUCAAAUUACCAAAAAAAAGACACAACAUUCACCUGCAAAGUGAACCAAGGUUUCUCCAAGCAAUGGGAGUCAAACUCCACUGGGAAUAUUUUUGGUGACCCAUCAGUGGAGCUCCUUUUAGCCCCAAGUGAAGAGUCGGGACCACGGAAAUUCUUAUGCUCUGGGCGGGGCUUCAACCCUCAAAUCAAAUGGCUUUCUGGGUCUCAGCACAGACCUGCAGCCUCUCAGGACAUCAGGAUGGGUGCAGAUGGACGUGUGGAAGUAACCAGUCAUCUCCUUGUCACUAAAACAGAGUGGAAAUCAGGGGAGGACAUCACUUGUGAAGUGUCUGACCAGUCUGGAGGCAGUACAGUCAAGAAGAACAUCAGCCUUUGUUCAGUUCAUUCAUCCUCGCCUCCCUCCAUUCAUCUGGAGAUCCCCAGCUUCAAGACAGUCAUGAUGGCACAGUCUGUGGUCACUGCCACAUGUUUGGUCCAUACUGACUUGGAUGCCAAAGUGACCUGGCUGCUAAAUGAUCAAGUCCUUUCCAAUCCUCCAGCGAAUCAGGACAGAAACACAACUCAUAUCAUCAGCAAUCUGAUGGUUCCCUCAACUGACUGGAAAAACCUCAAUAAAGUCCAAUGUAGAGCUGAACAUCACUGCUUCACACUCGCUGAAAACACCAUCAUUCUUACAGGGCCUGCAGCUGCAGCUCCAUCAGUGCUGAUCAGGAGAUCUCUGUCAGAUUUGCUCAAGAGAAACAGUGCUGUGCUGGAGUGUGACGUCACACAACUCUCCUCCAGCGACCUCUACAUCACAUUUCAGGCCAAUGGCACUGACAUCUCUGAGAAACUGUAUGUUGAAUUUCCUAAAGCCCCAGGCCUCCACUCAGUCACAAAAAGUUUCCUUGUCCCUUCACAUUACCAAAAAAAAGACACAACAUUCACCUGCAAAGUGAACCAAGAUUUCUCCAAGCAAUGGGAGUCAAACUCCAUUGGGAAUAUUUUUGGUGACCCAUCAGUGGAGCUCCUUUUAGCCCCAAGUGAAGAGUCGGGACCACAGAAACUCUUAUGCUCUGGACGGGGCUUCAACCCUCAAAUCAAAUGGCUUUCUGGGUCUCAGCACAGACCUGCAGCCUCUCAGGACAUCAAGAUGGGUGCAGAUGGACUUGUGGAAGUAACCAGUCAUCUCCUUAUCACUAAAAUAGAGUGGAAAUCAGGGGAGGACAUCACUUGUGAAGUGUCUGACCAGUCUGGAAGUACAGUCCAGAAGAACAUCAGCCUUUGUUCAGUGACUCCAGCAUCAUGUCAGACAGUUGGAGUGUAUGUUCAGGGCCCACCUCUCCAGCAGCUGCAGAAAAAUGAUCAUGUGACCAUCACCUGUCUUCUGGUUGGUGCAAAUCUUGAAGACUUCUCCAUUACUUGGAAAGUAGGUGAUGCGGAGGUGUUGAACAAUGUGGCCAAAGGACCACUACUCCGUCACAGCAAUGGGACUGCAACUUUGCAGAGCUCCCUGAAUGUAUCAUCACAGGUCUGGAAUUCAUAUACACAAGUGUCUUGUAAGGGAAAGCACCGAUGUUUCGACCAGGGCUACGAGGACCAUACAAGCAAAAGCAGAGAUCUAAAUCAACCAACUGUGAAGCUGAUACAGCCAAGUGACGCUGAACUGUCAGAGUCAAACACCACCACACUUGUCUGUCUCGUCUCUGGGUUCUCCCCACCUAACAUUAUGGUGUACUGGGAGAAGGAUGGCCACAAGCUACCAUCAUCUCACUACACCAACAGCCCUGCUUGGAAAGACCCAAGGAGCAGCACUUAUUCCCUGAGCAGCUCACUGAACACAUCCCCAACCGAGCGGGACCAGAAACCCACUUAUUCUUGUGUUGUCAUACACGAGUCAUCUGAAAGGCCACUGAGGAGCACUGUAGAGGAAGUGUUUGCUUCGGUGAGCCUCUCCCGACCUUCAGCCACCUUGCUGCAAGGCUCUGGUGAGCUUGUGUGCCUGGUGACUGAUUUCAGCCCUGCAUCCAUCAACAUCACCUGGCUUCUCGAUGACACCACUGAACUGUGGGACUACAACACCAGUGAGGCCCACAGAAGUCCAAAAGGGAAAUUCAGCAUCCAUAGCCGACUUCGUGUGUCCCCAGUCAACUGGCAACGUGGGGCAGUCUACACCUGCAGGGUGACACAUUCAAACACCACCUUAGCCCUGAAUAUCACCAAACCAGAUUAAAUGAUCAUGACCCCUGGAAACAUCCUACCUCAUGACCUGAAUGUGAAGUAGACGUUUCAUUUUCUGUUUUAUAUGGUUUCUUUGUACUGUCAUCAUUUCCCUGUAGGAUACUCAGUUCAUGUUGGUAGUCUGUUCUUUCAGGUUGGAAAAAUAAAUUUUGAGAUGUUGAGAGCAAA
Messenger RNA from Myripristis murdjan (pinecone soldierfish), 5723 nucleotides. RefSeq lists its product as uncharacterized. The record is from RefSeq and is a predicted model, not a curated record. NCBI's taxonomy places the organism in Eukaryota, Metazoa, Chordata, Actinopteri, Holocentriformes, Holocentridae. The coding region runs from base 1 to 5547 and encodes 1848 amino acids. The transcript has 21 exons.